UGGAGAAGUGAGGACGCUGCGAACAAACCUCAGCGAGACUCCAAAGCGCACGGCGGUGGAAAAGAACACCGGGCACGACAACCCUCUCCGCUUGCCUGCUCUCUUGUCUAGCAACGGAUGCGACGCCCAUUCUGCACUCCCUCUCCAGUUCCGUGAUGUGGGUAGUAACGGUUCUCUUGGCAAUGACUCUGAGCUGCGGGGCGCGAGAGCCCCUUCGCGAGCAGGUGGCCAUGUUGCGGAGGGAGCAGUGGAGAGACAGGGAACGCAUUGAAGCUCUGGAGCAAAAGCUCCUCGAUCGAGAUGUAAGGGAUUCCCCAAGCGAAAGCCACCAAGAUGUCGAAGAAGUCUUGUAUGAAGUGAUGAAUGAGGUUAUGAGACAGACAGAUGACUUGCUUCGGUUGAAAAACUUAGAGUCAAUGGUAUUCGCUCUCCAAGCAAGACAAGAACGAGAGGCUUCUACAGUUCGACGCCUCAGUGAAGAAUUGAAGAUUAUCAGACAACGGCAACAAAAGAUUUCAAGUCAGUUGAAUGGAAAAAAUUGGAAUAUAGAGGAAGGAUCAGGUGAGGGAUCUGGAGAUGUAAUGGGAGAAUCUUUCAUACCAGUCGAUCAGACUACAGUUGUGACUCCAGAAGUUAAUAAGAGUGAAACGGAUUUAACUGUGCUUACGACAGAUGUUUAUGAAGAAGAAAUUUCAAGCAUUGAGCUGUACGGAAAACGCUUUGAAAAAAGAUUAACCGACUUUGAGAGUCGCCUUGAAGAGGUACGAGGUAGAAUGGAACGGGCCGAAGAAACCUGUGCGAUUGUGGCUUCGAAUGCGACGAAUGUGAUGGAAAUAUCGAAAGAAAGAGUCCAGAAUAUUCAAGAGAGUUUUGUGGGUCUUCAGAAAAAUGUAUCGAAAGUAACAUUUAGCAACUACAACAUACAGGCUGCCUUGCAUGUCCUCACGGAAGACCAGGCAUCCGACAGGAGUAGAAUACGAGAAUUACAGGAAGCACAGAAAAGGACUGAGCAUGAAAUAAAUAACCAGAGACAUCGACUGACAUCAGUGGAGAUGAUAGCCACUAACAGCACUUUGCAACGAUGUCGUAGCGAUGCAAAGGACAUGAAUCGAGAUUUAAAAAUAGCAGAUCUGGAAGUGAAACUUAACCAGGCACAUCGUAGAAUGGAUGAAAGAGCUAGACUUUCAGAAAUGUCACGUAAUGCUAACGAGCAUGCAAUAAGGAGACUGCGAGACUCUGUAAGUGAAUAUUCUAGACUAACAGGUAAUAUUAGCGGAGAGCUGAUGAAAGUAACGGAACAUCAAGAUCAACUGAGGAAUGAGCUCAGCAAAUUCAUUCGACAGUUGCCUAGAGAUUGCUCCAGAGAAACUGAAAGUGGAGUGAAGUUGAUAAAUGUACCUACAUUAGGACCCACAGAAGUAUAUUGUGAUACUUAUACUGAAGGUGGACCGUGGUUGGUUGUGCAAAACAGGGCAGACGGAUCCGAAAAUUUCUAUCGCAGCUGGAAGGAAUAUCGUAAUGGCUUCGGUAAACCAGAAGGAGAACACUGGUUGGGUAAUGAAAUUCUCUAUCUUCUGACAAAGGACAGACAAAUGAAGCUUCGCAUCGAUAUGCGAGAUACGCUUGGGCACUAUCUUUUUGCUGAGUACGAUGAUUUUAAAGUCAAAUCGGAAGAAAAUUUGUACACUCUUGUGGUUGGUCGUUACAGCGGAAAUGCAAGUGAUGCCUUAAGUCACCAUUCUGGUAUGGGUUUCAGUACUCACGAUAAAGAUAAUGAUGCAUCUAGCACAAAUUGCGCUAUGCAUUAUACUGCUGGUUGGUGGUACCAACAUUGUCAUAGAGCCGAUCUGAACGGGAGAUUUGCAAUAGGAAUGACUUGGUAUGAUGAACAGAAACAUGACUGGAUACAAUUACAGAGUGUAGACAUGAAAAUUAAACCACUUGGAUCAUGACGAGGGAGUAAGAUAGCGAUUGAAAACGUGACAGCAUAAUUGAAUGCCAGAACACUCCAUAUACACUUUUUUGAAGUUUCAGUAUAGUAUUGAUGUUGUGCUAAAAAAAACAUGUAAAGAAACUGAAGCUCAAGGAUGAAUUUCAAUGUAAAAUAUAACUGAAACUGUUCAAUAGUUCAAGGACGAAUGUUGGUUACUGAAAGUCAUCGGAAUAUGAAUUUGGUUAAAUAACUGUAGACUAGACUACAUGGCAAUGUAAAACCGUCUUUCAAAUUACUGCAAAAGCAUUGCUAAUUGAACUGCACUAUAAAUGUACACACCUUAAUGUAAAUAUUAAUAUUACGUUUUUUAAAUUAAAUGUGUUUAAAUAAUUGAAA
This is a messenger RNA of Stegodyphus dumicola, 2329 nucleotides long. RefSeq lists its product as uncharacterized. Lineage: Eukaryota; Metazoa; Arthropoda; Arachnida; Araneae; Eresidae. The record is from RefSeq and is a predicted model, not a curated record.